AUGCCUCCGCCUCUCCCAUCACCGUCGCCGUCACCGUCACCGUCGCCGUCGCCGUCGCCGUCACCGUCACCGUCACCGUCGCCGUCACCGUCGCCGUCACCGUCACCGUCACCGUCGCCGUCACCGUCGCCGUCACCGUCGCCGAUGUUUCCCCCUCCACCUCCGCCAGAAGGCUGCCCCUUCCUGUCGUUCCUUAACGGCGAUGUCACGUAUCCGAGUGGCAUGGGCGUCGGAAGCAAAGCCAUCGUCACCUGCCAUCCGGGAUUCAUCAUCUCUGGCAAUCCUUCGGACGACUUUAUCUGCACAUACGACGUGAUGAGUGGUUUCGAGUGGAAUCCAUCCCCCCAGUGCAUCCUGGACGAGUGCGAUGGCCUGCCUGCGGAUGUCGCAUUCAUCGAUUCAGGCAGCAGCAACUGCACGGAGACCGUGGCUCAGGUUCCCCGCGGUGCAUUGUGUGCGUACACCUGCGACGAAGGUUUCAACAUGUUUGGCAAGCCAAUGAGCUCCUGCGUGUACGGUCCCGACAUUGACAACUACUAUGAACACUAUUGGAGUCCUGUCCCGUCAUGCUCCGAGGUCAACAUCACCGCGUCAUUUGCUGAGAGCUGGAACAGAGGCGGGCCUGCGACGGCCUCGGAAUUCAAGGCUGGUCAAUACGUUCAAUUUAAUAUGCGUGGCAGGACGGCGUCCUCGGCUACUGUCUCGCUCGGGGCUCAUGAGGUGCUCGUGGAGAUCCUCGCACCUACUUCCGGGCGAGUGGCACUCGAGGUGUUCAAACUCGGCGGCGACGAUGAACUUUUCAAGGUCAAACUACCGACGACGGCCGGCCGCUACAUGCUUGGCUUUGGCAUCCUCGGGCAGCUCUUUGAGGCGCCAGCUUCUCGCGGGUUUGCGAGAAAAAUUGUUGACAUUGUGGCCGGUCCGCCGUCGGGCGCCAGAUGCGAGCUGGUCGACCCAAUUCUGGGCCCUGGCGCCCAGUCGUACGAAGUGGAGGCCGGCAAGGCGCUCGACUUUUUCUUUGCGCUUGCCGACGAGUUUGGCAACGCGAUUGAUCAGACCGAUUCCAGCAACCUUAACGCGGAAAUCCGGCUCAAGUCGUCGAAUGUGACGGCGACAAGCCAGAAUCUGGCGGCGCGGGUCCUUGCGCCUGGCGCGGCAGACAACCCAUCGAAUGACCAGUUUGUGGGUGUGGUUCCGAUCCAGUUUCCCAACGGCGGGCUCUACACCAUCGCUAUUUCGUUCAAUGAUGUCGAUGUGCCGGCGUCGCCGUUUCCGGUGGCGGCGCGCGAGCGGUGCUCGCCGGGCAUGCGGGUUUUCGAGCAGUUUACAUGUACAACUUGCGAGGCGUCGACGUACUCUGAGGAGUCCAAUUCGGAAGCGUGCGCCAUCUGCCCGCAGUUCUCAGCGGGCCCGGCCGGCUCGAGCUCGUUUGCAAACUGCUCGUGUGUGCCCGGGUACUGGGAGGGUGCUGGGAUGCGGACAGCGAAGCGGCCGUGUGAGCCGUGUCCGACCGGCGCUGUGUGUGCCGGCGGCGCGGCGCGGCCGGUCUCGGCCAAAGGGUUUUAUGAGACCGAGGCCGGGUUUGUGUCGUGCAUCCGGCCGGCCGCGUGCGCCGGCGGGAACCGGUGCCACACCGGCUACGCCGGCUACCUGUGCAACACCUGCGCCGACAAGUAUUACUCGGACGAGCAGGGCCAGUGCGCCAAGUGUCCUGAUGCGCCAGGCAAGUUUCUGGCGCUCUUUAUUGUGGCGCUUGUGGGCGUGACCGGGCUGGCCAUUGUGGUGCUUGUCAUGUCGGUGAUGCGAGCGAACCGCAACGCAGCGAGCCGCGGCAAGAGUGAGCUGCGGAUGCGGCUGGCGCCAUCGACGCUGUCGAUGGUGGUGGUGGCGUUCCAGGUGGUGGGCAUUGUAGCCGACGCCAGCCUGGCGUGGACGUCUGCGGCGUCGAGCGUGCUCUCGGGCUUCAAGGCAUUCAACGUCGACCUGCGGUUGUUCAGGACCGAGUGCUCUGUCGGCGGAUUUUACGCCAACUACUCACUCGCUAUGUGCCUCCCGCUCCUAGGUCUUGCCAUUGUGGUGGUGGCGUUUGUGGUGCUCAAGUUGGCAAGGUCGUCGUUCGAGUCGAUCCGGGUCCAGCUUCCGGACCUCACGCUCAAGGCCUUUGUCGAUGGCCUGCUCUUCAUGUUUGCACCGCUGCUGUACAUUCCGCUGGCCAAGGCCACGCUCUCGUACUUUGACUGCACCCGGCUGCCCAACGGCUCGUUUGCGCUCGAUUCGGACCUCGGGAUCAAGUGCUACGACGGCGCAUGGUGGAGCACCUUUGUUUUGGCCUCUUUGGCGUCGCGCUACUUUCUUUUCAAUCUCAUCUCUGUCCGCGACUCGCUCUUUGAGCCGGCCGUCUUUGCGCGCUGCGGCUCACUCUACCGGCUCUACCGCACGCCGUACUACUGGGGCGAGGUGGCGAAUCUGACCAAGCGGCUCGGCCUUGUCAUUGCUGCCGUCUUUUUCACCAAUCACCAGCUCAUCCAGAUCGGCCUGCUCAUGGCCAUCCUCCUUGUCGGGCUCGUCAUCGUCAACCACUACCAGCCGUACUACUACCCGCUGUACAACCGGACCGAGAGCCUCCUCUCGUUUGUUCUCAUCGGAUUUGUCCUACUAGGCGCGGGCUCGUACGCCGAGCGCGACUCGGACGCCUUUGACAUGUUCUUCCUCGCUGCCGUCAUCGUCUGCAUCAUUGCUCUUGUCGUCAUCUCGGUCCACGCCGUCGUCAUCGAAAUCCGCGACAUCCGCGCCGAGCGCAACCCGGCUCGGCUGUACUCGGCCACCCGCGACCGCUCGCGCCGCUUUGAGCGCCUCUUCCAGCGCGAAGCCGCCGACCUGGACCCGGCCCUUGCUAACCUCCUCGAGUCAGCCUUUCUCGAGGCUUCCCAGUCCAAGGGCAUCCUCAAGGAUGGCUCGUUUGACUCGAGCGACAUCAUUGCCACCGAGAUGAUCGACCUGUAGCCGAGCACGGAGCCGCAGCCAGAACUUCCACUGCACCCGCCACCCAUUUCUGGCAACGCAAUGUACAACGCGCGGGGGCCGGGUUCCGCUGCUGCACCUGCUGACUUGCACACAUGCCAUGCGCACAGCCCAUUCAGUGUUGAAAAAAA
Thecamonas trahens ATCC 50062 is the source of this 3152-nucleotide messenger RNA. RefSeq lists its product as uncharacterized. NCBI's taxonomy places the organism in Eukaryota, Apusomonadida, Apusomonadidae. The transcript has 2 exons. The coding region runs from base 1 to 3003 and encodes 1000 amino acids. The record is from RefSeq and is a predicted model, not a curated record.